Blepharisma stoltei is the source of this 252-nucleotide messenger RNA. NCBI's taxonomy places the organism in Eukaryota, Ciliophora, Heterotrichea, Heterotrichida, Blepharismidae. The record is from the annotation of a GenBank genome assembly.
AUGUUCUGGACAAAUAAGCUGGAAAAAAGACCAGAGCCGAUUAGCGAGAAGCUUAAUAGGGAUUAUAAGCCAACUAUUUAUUUGAACUUUGUUUAUUGGAUUCCAGCUUCAGUCAUUUUAUAUUGCUUUGUCCCAUUACAGGUUAGAGCACUAUUUACAUCUGUUCUAACAUUUUCAUGGGAUACAUUCAUGUCGUAUGCUGCUCACAACAAUUUGAACCAAAGGAUUUCUAAUAUGAUUGGGUCUAAGUAA